This is a messenger RNA of Emys orbicularis (European pond turtle), 1506 nucleotides long. Its product is annotated as zinc finger protein RFP-like. NCBI's taxonomy places the organism in Eukaryota, Metazoa, Chordata, Testudines, Emydidae. Bases 25 to 1506 code for a protein of 493 amino acids. Gene Ontology annotation, cellular component: cytoplasm. The record is from RefSeq and is a predicted model, not a curated record. Gene Ontology annotation, biological process: protein ubiquitination. Gene Ontology annotation, molecular function: protein binding; zinc ion binding; ubiquitin protein ligase activity. The transcript is spliced from 7 exons.
CUGUUACACUGUCUGCAGGGAGCCAUGGCUGCAGCCGGGAAUCCUCUGAAGAGCCUCCGAGAUGAAGCUACUUGCUCCAUCUGUCUGAGUUUUUUCAAGGAUCCAGUGUCUUUAGAUUGUGGGCACAGUUUCUGCGGAGCCUGCAUCACCCAGUGCUGGGAGGGGCCAGAUGCAGCCAUCUCCUGCCCUCAGUGCAGAGAGACCUUUCCCCAGAGGACCCUGAGGCCGAACAGACAACUGGGGAACUUCGUAGAAAUCGCCAAGCAGCUGAGUGUCCCAGCAGCAGAAGCAGGAGGAGAUUUGUGCAACGCGCACCAGGAGCCUUUCAAACUCUUCUGUAACCAGGACCAAACUCUCAUCUGUGUGAUCUGCAGGGAGUCCCAGGCGCACCACGCUCACAGGGUGGUCCCGAUAGAGGAGGCUGCCCGGGAGCACAAGGAUCAAAUUCAAGCCCGACUGAACACCCUGAAGAAAGAGAGAGAAGAACUUCUGGAGUGGAAACAGGAUGGAGAGAAGCAAAGCCAGGAAUAUCUGGGAAAGAUAGAAGCUGAGAGGCAGAAGAUUGUGUCUGAAUUUGAGCAACUGCGGCAAUUCCUGGAGGAACAAGAGCGACUCCUGCUGGCCCAGCUGGAAGAGUUGGACAAGGAAAUUGUGAAGAUACAGGAUGAAAAUGUCACCAAAGUGUCUGAGGAGAUUUCCCAUCUCAGUGACUUGAUCAGUGAGCUAGAAGAGAAGUGUCAGCAGCCAACAAGUCAAUUCCUGCAGGACAUCAAAAGCACCUGGAGCAGGUGUGAGAUGGUGAAGUUCGAGAAACCAAUGGUUGUGCCAGAGGACCUGAGAGAGAGAGUCGGCGUCUCUUCUCAAAGAAAUGUUUGUCUAAAGGAGGCUCUGAAGAAAUUCAAAGAGACCCUGCCCUAUCAACUGAACUUUCUGAUUUCAAAGGCAGAGAAAGAGGUGCAGGCCACUCCGGAUCCAGACCUGGCAAAUCCCUGUUCCGUCGUGUCCACAGAUCAGAGUGUGUUACAGAAAUACCAAGACACGGGAUAUUUAGUGCCACAGAACAGGUUUUAUCCUGCUCCCUGUGUGCUGGGCUAUAAGGGCUUCACCUCAGGGAGAUGUUACUGGGAAGUGGAGGUGGGGAACAAAGAUGACUGGGUUUUGGGCACUGCCAAAGAGUCUGUGAUACACGAGGGAGCGGUAAGCUGUACACCAGAGGAGGGGAUCUGGGCUUUGCAGAGUACAGGGAAUGAGUACUGGGCCCUCACCUCCCCUAAGACUGCUCUGGGCCUAUAUUGUAGCCCCAGUAAAAUUGGGGUUUAUCUGGAUUAUGAAGAGGAGAAAGUUACAUUUUAUGACAUUACAUCUUCUGGCACAGAGCCAAUCUUUACUUUCACAUCCUCUUUCACGGGGAAGAUCAUCCCCUUCUUUGGGAGCCGGCGUGUCGAAUUUCUGAGAAGGUUACGGGAAGGCAUGGCAGUACGUGGUCACUGGCAAGCAUACCGUUAA